Molecule: messenger RNA, 958 nt
Organism: Zingiber officinale
Lineage: Eukaryota; Viridiplantae; Streptophyta; Magnoliopsida; Zingiberales; Zingiberaceae
Product: ACT domain-containing protein DS12, chloroplastic-like
Exons: 5
Coding region: 426-866 (146 amino acids)
Source: RefSeq, a predicted model, not a curated record
UUCAUGCGUAUUCUUUACAGAUCUGAGGUUGAGUGGGUUUUCUGCUCGAGCUCCUCCUCUCAGGCUAACGUAGAAGAAUGGCGGUGCUUGCGAUGGCUUCCGGGGUCCUCCGGCCGAGCCUUGGUCUGAAUCUGGAGCCGGGAGGUAUUGGCUUGUGGCCCACCCUUUUGAGCCACUCGCUUUUGCGCAUAGUGGAGCAGCCUUUCUCCGACGCUGCGCCGUGCAUCACAGCACACGGGGGAUACGACACCUGAGAGCGCAGAGUUGAUGAUUUUAGUGGCUGCCAUUUUUUUCUUGCCUUAAUAGCGGCCAAAAAGAUUUGGCGUGGACGACCUAGACCUUGAUCUCUCCCCUCUCUCUCUCUCUGUCACUCUCUCAUUUUGUCCGAGGGUGCGACCUUGGUGGUGGCUGUGGGGUUGUGGGCGAUGGCUAAGAAAGUGGACAAGCAGGUAAAUCGAUUCUACUGCGCCGAGUGCGAGGAGCUCGCCAGGAAAGUGGCCGAUCACUCCGACGCCAUCCAGCUCUGGACUAUCUCUUGGAGAUGUCCAUCCCAACGCACUCCUAGAGCUACAUACCCAACUGCUGUUGAGGAUGACAGUUCCAAAGAGACUGACAGAAUUCCAACACCUAAAGUGAUAAUUGAUCAAGACUCAAACCCAGAUGCAACCAUCGUCGAGGUAGCCUUUGGCGAUCGCCUUGGAGCACUACUUGACACUGUUAGGGUGCUUUGCGAAAAAGCUAAGGAGGUUUUAAUGGAAGAAAGCAAUGUUCAGGCCAACUGUUCAAUCUGUUCAAAGCUCACAAAGAUCCUAGACAAAAUCCAAUUGCUCACAAGAUUAUUUUGUGCUCUUUUGUUUUAUUUGUGAAUAUCACUAUUUACUUUGAAACAGAAUUAGUGUUAAUUUUGAUAUUUACUAGUUUCUCAUGUAAUUAAAUACUAAUAUUACUUCAAUGUCAG